AUGGAAGCACAAGUCAUUGAAAUCAGUGGAGAUCUUCCUGACUUAGGAAGGAGGAAGGGAGGAGUAAGUAGAAAAAUUUGUGGGGAAGCAGCAUGUGGGUUCUCUAAGGAUUCGGAAGAGAGAUCAGCUUCCAUGCGAAAGCUUUUAAUAGCAGUGGUGCUUUGUGUUAUUUUCAUGAGCGUUGAAGUAGUUGGAGGGAUCAAAGCAAAUAGUCUGGCAAUAUUAACUGAUGCAGCACAUUUGCUUUCAGAUGUUGCAGCAUUCGCAAUCUCUUUGUUUUCUUUAUGGGCUGCUGGAUGGGAAUCCAAUCCUCGCCAAUCAUACGGGUUUUUCAGGAUAGAGAUUCUCGGUGCUCUGCUUUCUAUCCAGUUGAUAUGGUUGCUUGCUGGGAUUCUAGUGUAUGAAGCCAUUCAGAGAAUUAUUUCAGGGACUCGUGAGGUCAAUGGCUUCUUAAUGUUCCUCGUUGCUGCAUUUGGUUUAGUUGUUAACAUCAUUAUGGCUUUCUUAUUGGGUCAUGAUCAUAAUCAUCAUCACACAAAACAUACAAAAGAGGAUUCUACACAGCUUCUUGGGGAAUCAAAAAAUGUGAAUGUGCAAGGGGCUUAUCUGCAUGUACUUGGAGAUUCUAUCCAGAGUGUGGGGGUAAUGAUUGGUGGAGGAAUCAUAUGGUGGAAGCCGGAGUGGCAAAUAGUUGACUUAAUUUGCACUCUAGUAUUUUCGGUAAUAGUUUUGGGGACAACUAUAAAGAUGCUAAGGAAGAUUCUGGAAGUUCUGAUGGAGAGCACGCCGCGUGAAAUAGAUGCGGCGGAGGUCCAAAGGGGACUGCUGGAGAUGGAAGAAGUGUUGGCUGUUCAUGAGUUGCAUAUUUGGGCCAUCACUGUUGGGAAGGUUUUGCUGGCUUGCCAUGUUAUAGUUAGGCCAGAAGUGAAUGCAGACAUGGUGCUGGACAAGGUUAUUGACUAUAUCACAAGAGUUUAUAAUAUUAGUCAUGUUACUAUACAGAUAGAGCGCUAG
This is a messenger RNA of Arachis stenosperma, 1014 nucleotides long. Its product is annotated as metal tolerance protein 1-like. Gene Ontology annotation, biological process: zinc ion transmembrane transport. The record is from RefSeq and is a predicted model, not a curated record. The transcript has a single exon. Gene Ontology annotation, molecular function: zinc ion transmembrane transporter activity. Gene Ontology annotation, cellular component: plasma membrane; vacuole. The coding region runs from base 1 to 1014 and encodes 337 amino acids. NCBI's taxonomy places the organism in Eukaryota, Viridiplantae, Streptophyta, Magnoliopsida, Fabales, Fabaceae.